Mesorhabditis belari is the source of this 2142-nucleotide messenger RNA. Lineage: Eukaryota; Metazoa; Nematoda; Chromadorea; Rhabditida; Rhabditidae. The record is from the annotation of a GenBank genome assembly.
AUGCGUAAUGCUUUCGUGACGGUGAUUUUAUCAUUACUCUUUUUCUUGUACGGCUUCAUCCCGUGGGAUUCCGUUGAUAAACAAACAAAUGAGCAGCUCAAUGAAUCGGCAAAUGAAACAAAAUGUACUGAGCAAUUGCCUGUCAACAAGUUGAUUCUUGUCGUGAUUGAUGCGUGGCGACUCGACUUUCUCACGAAAAGAAAUACAAUGUCUUGGAUGCGAAACGAAAUCGAGAGUCGAAAAGCUGAUGCUUUCGAUGUUCGCGUUCAUACACCGACUGUCACAAUGCCAAGGAUUAAGGCUUUAACUUCGGGAACAAUUCCCUCAUUUGCGUCGGUGCUUUUGAAUUUCGGUGGAUCGAGGGAAGAAAAAGAUGACACGUGGCUGAGAGCAGCGAAUGAAGCGAAGAAGAAAAUCGUUUUUUACGGAGACGACACCUGGCUUUCUCUGUUUUCCGAAGAAUUUCACCGUGCCAAGGGAGUCGUCUCGUUUUUUGUCAAAGAUUAUACAGAAGUGGAUGAAAAUGUGACGCAAAAGAUUGCUCACGAAUUCUCUGAUGAAUUCUUCCCCACUUGGGACAUUUUGAUCUUGCACUAUUUGGGAUUAGAUCAUAUUGGUCACUCAUUGGGUGGAAACGCAAAAGAAAUCGAUGAAAAAUUGCGUGAAAUGGAUUCGAUUGUGAAAGGAAUUGGAGAGAAAUUGGAGGAUUUUGAGCAAAAGGAUAAGUCUUACACGUCAGCAAUUCUCGUUGUCGGUGAUCACGGGAUGACAGAAGCUGGAGGACAUGGUGGAUCGAGUCAUUUGGAAACGCAUGUACCACUCUUUUUACGAUACAGUAAACAGAUGAGAGAUGCUGAAAAAGCUAGCAAUUUGGCUAUUAAUUUUGAAAACCUAUCUUUAAUUGAUCAAGUGGACAUUGCGAAUUUGAUCUCGAACACGUUAGCGAUUCGACCUUCAAAAGCGUCGCUUUCUGCUCCAGUUGAGCAUUUAAUCAAAUCUAGAGAUCUUUCUUUGAUAUUUCCACAAUUUUGGAUAAAAAGUGCUCGAUCAAUGCUACGACUUUUGGAAAAACAGGAUAAACAAAUAGAUGAUCUAAAAAGUUGCCUGGAUUUACUAGAAGCUAAACAAGAGAAAUGCGAAACGGUUAGCUUGCCUAUCACAGCAAAAUGCAUGGCCGUUCUCCGGGAAACGCAAAACGAUUUGAUCGUAAACGAUUCACCAAUCCAACCAAUCACGAUCAUCAUCAGUGCAACAAUGAUAUGCGCUCAAAUCAUUCUCCUAUUUCGAAUGGUGCUCACGAAAACGAGGAACUCAAAAAAUCAACUCCGUUUCCUUUUCCUCACCUCGAUUCUACACUUUUUCUCGAAUUUCGCCUCAAGUCUGGUUGAAGAAGAACACGAUUUGUGGUAUUUCUUCCUCUCAACAGCCCUCUCUCUCGAGUUUUUCUUUUCUCAGUGGCCCGAUUUCUCUGCGUUCUCCACCCGAUCAAUUCAUCUUUUACUUAUCGCAGGAAUACAUCGAUUUUGUAUGUGUAUCAAUGCGGAUAAACGCAGGAGAAACUUGGCUCUCAAAGGUACAUAUCCUGACGCUCAAAUCGUGGACCCAAAAUGGUUGAUGGAGUUCGGCUUUCAAUUCUUUAACCGCUUUAAGAAUUUUGCUGUCUACAUCCUUCCAGCUUUCUCCUUUUAUAUGAUCUGGAAGAGAUCUCAUCGAAAACUCAAAGAUCCGAUGCUCUUCUUUUUCGCCUUUAUCACUACCACACUCAUUCCUAAUGUCGAAGAAGAAAUUUUUAAGUAUUACAUCUAUUUUGUAUGGGCUUUUGCGUUCGUGUCGACACUUUUGAGGAAAGGAUUUCUUCUAUCAACUUUUUUAUGGAUGAUCACACUUUCUGGAGAAAAUGAAAUCUCAAUCAUUUUCCUUUGUUUCUGUAUGGGAUUUCUGUCAAGCGAGCAUCCAAUUCUACUCGUUUAUCUUCUACCAACUUCUUUCUUUUAUUUGGGAAACUCAAACUCGUUGGCCUCUGUGGAUAUUGCUGUCGGUUAUAAGGGUUUAGCUUCAUAUCAACCUUUCAUUGUCGGCUUACAAAUCAUCAUCCAUUCCUAUUCGGGACCGCUCUCUGUGCUUUGUGGAUACGUGUGGAAG